Molecule: messenger RNA, 5837 nt
Organism: Salvelinus sp. IW2-2015
Lineage: Eukaryota; Metazoa; Chordata; Actinopteri; Salmoniformes; Salmonidae
Gene: kdm6a
Product: lysine (K)-specific demethylase 6A
Biological process (GO): regulation of gene expression; heart development
Cellular component (GO): MLL3/4 complex
Molecular function (GO): protein binding; histone H3K27me2/H3K27me3 demethylase activity; RNA polymerase II cis-regulatory region sequence-specific DNA binding
Source: RefSeq, a predicted model, not a curated record
CAGAUACAUUCAUUGGUUACGGAGAGGAGAGGGCGUUCUUACGGUGGCGGCGUGCGUUCGCCUGUGUGACAAUUACAACAACUUUGAGCUGUUCUGUGGGGGGAAGUUUAUGAUAUUACCAAAUAACGCCAUAUCGUAAAAUCCGGCAUCAACUCUACUCCAUGCAUUAAUUGGCAAUUAAAUACAUGUAGUAUUUUGUGUACAACCAUGCGAGAAGAAGGCUUUUUGGACGGGUCUUGUUUUUCUUGAGGAUUUGGCAAUCACUCGGCUAAGCUACGUUUUCAGUGCUGGAUAAGGUCGUGUACUUUCGUUCUUAUUAUAUUUUGGUGGAGUUUGUCGCCGCUUCCCUGUUGCUUUUUCAUGAAAUCGUGCGGAGUGUCGCUCGACGUUGCUGCCUCUGCUACUGCUCGAAGUCUCGGCGCUGCUGGUGAUGAGGAAAAUAAAAUGGCGGCGGGAAAAGCGAAUGAAAUAGAAGAGGACUUUCCGAAGCUAACAUCGCAGGAGARAGAAAGCUUGGUCAAAAUUGACAGUUCACUGUUUGGAUUUCAGAGGCUUCAUGAAGAUGGCGCCAGAACGAAGGCCUUACUGUUAAAGGCUGUGAUCUGCUAUGAUUCUGUCAUCCUGAAGGCAGAAGGGAAGGUAGAGCCAGAGAUGUUCUGCCAGCUGGGCCACUUCAACCUCCUCCUGGAGGACUAUCCAAAAGCAUUAUCUGCAUACCAGAGAUACUACAGUUUACAGUCGGACUACUGGAAGAAUGCUGCCUUUUUAUAUGGCCUUGGUAUGGUUUACUUCCAUUACAACGCAUUUCAGUGGUCCCCUUUCUCCCUGUCUAGGCCAGUGCAGCCCCCCUCCUCAGAGGCCCAGGCAGGACAGAGAAGGGCGAUAAAAGCGUUUCAGGAAGUGCUCUAUAUUGACCCCAGUUUCUCCCGAGCCACGGAGAUCCACAUGAGACUGGGCCUCAUGUUUAAAGGCAACACAGAUUAUGAGUCAAGUCUAAAGCAUUUUCAACUGGCUUUGAUUGACUCCAACCCCUGCACUUUGUCCAAAGCUGAAAUUCAGUUCCACAUCGCUCAUUUAUAUGAGAUUCAGAAGAAAUUCAGAGCAGCAAAAGAAGCGUAUGAGAGUUUACUACAGACAGAGAAUCUUCCUGCACAGGUGAAGGCUACUACACUGCAACAACUGGGCUGGAUGCAUCACACAGUGGAGCUGUUAGGGGACAAAGGCUCCAAGGACAGCUAUGCCAUCCAGUGUCUGCAGAAGUCGCUAGAAGCAGACCCCAACUCUGGACAGUCCUGGUACUUCCUCGGCAGGUGCUACUCCAGUAUUGGGAAAGUCCAGGAUGCCUUCAUCUCCUACAGACAGUCCAUUGACAAGUCUGAGGCCAGCGCUGACACCUGGUGCUCCAUAGGUGUGCUGUACCAGCAGCAGAACCAGCCUAUGGAUGCACUGCAGGCCUACAUUUGUGCAGUGCAGCUGGACCACAGUCACGCAGCUGCCUGGAUGGACCUGGGCACGCUCUAUGAAUCCUGCGGACAGCCGCACGACGCCAUCAAGUGUUACAUCAACGCCACCCGCAGCAAGUCCUGCACUAACACCGCCGCCCUCACACACCGCAUUAAGCUGCUGCAGGCUCAGUUGUGUAACCCUCAGCCAGGUAGUCUUGCGGGGGGGAAGGGUACUAAAAUGCUUCCUAGUAUUGAGGAGGCGUGGAGCCUGCCCAUCCCCGCUGAGCUCACCUCCAGACAGGGGGGCCUGAACACUGCAGCAGGCAGCCCAGGGUCACAGACACAGCAGCAGCAGGCGUCCCACCAGGGUGGUGAGGGAGGCCAGGGCCAAACGCACGUCUCCCCCCAUCCCAGCCACACUGACGGUCAGGCCAGCCCCGCCAAGAGAAAACGCACCGCCAGCCCGGCUAAGAGUGCUGUGGACCUGUGGACAAACCACCCGGUACAACACCAGAUCCCCAGCUGGUACCUAACACCACAGAAACUACAGCUCCUGGAUCAGCUCCGGACCAACCGGGCCAGUCUGAAACCACCACAGAUGCAGAUUCUGGACCAGCUGGAAAAACAGUUCUCCCUCAUGCAGCAGCAUCAACAUCAGGUGAGACAGCAGGCAGCAGGACAGUUGCGGCCCACCCUACCCAACGGCCCCUCGCUGUCCCCAAACUCCCUCCCCUCCCCUCACCCCCUCUCCCGGACUUCACCCGUCAGUCAAACAACAGCCCGUCCCCCCUGUACUGCUCGGCCAAUGGCCAACACACUUUUAUCUUCAAGUCCCCUUGGGCAGCUAGGCAAUCCAGAGGGGGGAACUGUGGGCAAUAAUCGCAAUCCCGGUCUACCGGGUGCAGGGACGUUACCGGGCGGUCUAACGGGAGGUGGCGGGAGUAAUGGAAACGUGCCUUACCUACAGCAGAACUGUCUACCUCACAACUGCAAUGCCACUAGUACCAGUAACCCCAGUACCCCCACCAGCAACAACACCAGUCACAGCAGUAAUAGUACCAGUAAUGUAGAGGAGGCCUGGAAGAGCCAGCAACGUACCAACUCCACUCAGGGGCUUCACAAAGGUCCAGGUUCACAUUCGGCAGGUCCCAAUGGAGAACACCCUUUCUCUUCAUCCUCCUCCCAGGCCGCUGGAUCCGGUGCACAAAUUCUAAAUCAGGUCGGACAUUCUACCGGGCCCUGCCCUGCCUCCUCUUCCUCCUUCUCCUCUUCGCCCCAGAGGGCCGGUGCCCCCAACCACCUCCCCUUCUUGCCCCUCCACUCCGCCACCACUACCUCAGUGGCCCAAACCAAAGAGACCACGCCUUCAGGAAGCAGCAGUGGAUUGGCUACCACCACAGGGACGCUGCUUAGUCCCGGUACCACUGCCCCUAUGCAGGGAUUGGCUAAUCACAUCCAGCAGGGGGCGGUGACCACAGAGAGCCAAUCCCAGCCCGGCUCUCCUCCGGGCGCGCUCAGUUCAGACAAUCCUCAGCUCUCAGCCUUGCUCAUGGGAAAAGCCAGUAAUAAGGAUGUUACUAACUACGAUAAUAAUAAUAAUCACGGUGGUGUUAAUCAAGGAGCCACCAGGGACAAUAACAUCAAGGUCAACAACAUCCACCCGGGUGUCCACCACGGAGGUCCCAAACCCCUGUCGGAACGCUCUGUGGCCUCCUCGCCCCUCUCAGCCAUGUCCGCCUCCACCCCCUCCCCCCCGCGCUGCGCCGACCACCACCCCCUCACAGCCAACAGCCUUAUCAGAAGCCCGUCCAACAGCGGAACCACCCGUACCGCUACCACUACCCCACAGGUCAACGGUAAGGGGCUAGAUGACUCUCGGAGCCCAGUGAAAGUAGAGCCCACUGGGGUGUCUCACAGCAGGCCUGCCCUGGCCCCAUGGUCCUCAGUCUCCAUCUACCCCAGCUCCAGCCAGGUGCUCAAAGCAUGCAGGAACCUGGGGAAGAACGGCCUGUCCAACAGCAGUGUCCUCCUAGAAAAGUGUCCCCCGCCCAGACCCCCUCCGCCCCCCUCGCCCUCACUGCCAAAGGACAAACUCAACCCCCCCACACCCAGCAUCUACCUGGAGAAUAAGAGGGAUGCGUUCUUCCCUCCGCUCCAUCAGUUCUGUACCAACCCCUCCAACCCUGUCACCGUCAUCAGAGGGCUUGCCGGGGCGCUCAAACUGGACCUGGGUCUGUUCUCCACUAAGACCCUGGUGGAGGCUAACCCAGACCACCUGGUGGAGGUGCGGACCCAGCUGUCUCAGCCCACCGACGAGAACUGGGACCUGAGUGGCACAAAGAAGAUGUGGCGCUGCCAGAGCAGCCAAUCACACACCACCAUUGCCAAGUAUGCCCAGUACCAGGCCUCGUCCUUCCAGGAGUCACUACGGGAGGAGAAUGAGAAGAAGAAGGAGCAGGAGGCAGAGGCAGCCAAUGCAGAGAGUGCGACACGGCGGAGGAAAGGGCCCUUCAAACACAUCAAGUUUGGCACCAACAUCGACCUGUCUGACGAGAGGAAGUGGAAGCUGCAGCUGCAGGAGCUCAGCAAGCUGCCAGCGUUUGCCAGAGUGGUGUCUGCUGGCAACCUGCUCAGCCACGUAGGACACACCAUCCUGGGCAUGAACACUGUCCAGCUCUACAUGAAGGUCCCUGGGAGCAGGACGCCAGGUCACCAGGAGAACAAUAAUUUCUGUUCAGUGAACAUCAACAUUGGCCCGGGGGACUGUGAGUGGUUCGCAGUGCCCGAACAUUACUGGGGAAUCAUCAACGACUUCUGUGAAAAGAACAACAUCAACUUCCUGAUGGGGUCAUGGUGGCCCAACCUGGAGGACCUGUACGAGGCAGACGUCCCCGUCUACCGCUUCAUCCAGCGUCCCGGAGACCUGGUGUGGCUCAACACGGGCACCGUCCACUGGGUCCAGGCCAUCGGCUGGUGCAACAAUAUCGCCUGGAACGUAGGACCUCUCACCGCAUACCAGUAUAAGCUGGCGGUAGAGCGAUAUGAGUGGAAUAAGCUGCAAAGCGUGAAGUCCAUCGUCCCAAUGAUACACCUCUCCUGGAACAUGGCCAGGAACAUCAAAGUGUCCGACAGCAAGCUCUUCCAGAUGAUCAAGUACUGUCUGCUGCGGACAUUGAAGCAGUGUCAGAUGCUGCGGGAGCUGCUGCAGGCGGCAGGCAAGGAGCUGGUGUGGCAUGGCAGGACCAGGGACGAGCCCGCACAUUAUUGCAGCAUCUGCGAGGUGGAGGUGUUUGACCUGCUGUUUGUAACCAGUGAGAGCAACAGCAGGAAGACAUACGUGGUGCACUGUCAGGACUGUGCCCGUAGGGGGAGCUGUAACCUGGAUAACUUUGUGGUGCUGGAGCAGUACAAGAUGGACGACCUCACACAGGUCUACGACCAGUUCACACUCGCCGCUCCUCUGCCUUCCUCCUCUUGACGGUAACAUUCUGUUGUUCUGAGGACAAUAAGAAUCCUCCCUGGACUCCCGAAACCUACCAGAAUACCCUUUUCUGAUAUUCAGGAAGUAAGCCAGCAGUCCUCCACUGCUCUCUGUAGCUAUCCCACAAGGCAGCUGUGUGAAAAGCUGUGUGUCUAUGCAACCUGCCCAGAGCAGAGCAGAGGUGUCCUCCCCCUAAAGGACUGGAGGGGGAGGGCAUUGCUCCUGCCAGCUACUGCCACCAGACUGUUCCAAUGCUGCCUGGCUCAGCUGUAACUUCUCUAGAAAAACACACAAAAAUGGACAAAAAAUUGUGACUGGCGACUUUUUGUAUAUAUUAUGUUAUAACUGGCAACAACGUCACACAGACUACUGACUUGCAGAAUUGUUCCUUUUUUAAUUCUGUUUGUGGGCUGAUAUACACCUUCUCUAAGUUUGUUUCCCUUGAGAUGAGUCCUAGCAUAGCUGGUCUUUUGUAUGUUAGAUAGAUACUACUUUGGGCAAGAAAAUAAUAAGAAAACAACAUUUUGUAAUGUAAAGAGUUAGAGCGAUUUAUAUUUUUUUUUACAGUUUUAUUGUUAUUUUGGAACCAUAAUAAUGUUUUGGUUCUGUAGGUAAAAAACAGUGAAUAAAAUGAGAGGUAAAAACAGCCAAGUCACCAAGAGAAAUGGGUUGCACAUAGACUUUUAAGGAAUAAACUUUAAUUUGUGAUUUUCAUUUUAUUUUUAAUCUUGUUGUAAAUUUUCCUUAUUUAUAAAAUGCAUAUUUAUUUGCUUGAAAAUCUUUGUUGGAAUGCUGUAAUUUUUUUCUUCAGAGUUCCUGCCAUUAAAUUUGAAGGAGUCGUGUCAUUUUAUACACGGCCCCUCCUGUUUUCUAAAUGAAUAAAAUUGCUUUAGCAAAGCAUUUUGCAGAGA